Messenger RNA from Archocentrus centrarchus (flier cichlid), 573 nucleotides. It is a transcript of the gene tomm20a, whose product is annotated as translocase of outer mitochondrial membrane 20. Gene Ontology annotation, cellular component: mitochondrial outer membrane translocase complex. Bases 80 to 520 code for a protein of 146 amino acids. The transcript is spliced from 5 exons. Lineage: Eukaryota; Metazoa; Chordata; Actinopteri; Cichliformes; Cichlidae. Gene Ontology annotation, molecular function: transmembrane protein transporter activity. The record is from RefSeq and is a predicted model, not a curated record. Gene Ontology annotation, biological process: intracellular protein transport; protein targeting; protein import into mitochondrial matrix.
ACUUCCUGGCAAUGGUUCCACAGCAGCGUGCUAGUUGCUAGUCAACUUCUAGCGUAGCUGCUCGUGAGUAGUUUGAGAGAUGUUGAGCGGCAGGACUAGCGUAAUGGUCGCCGGUGUGUGUGGCGUCUUCUUUGUCGCGUACUGUAUUUACUUUGACAGGAAGCGACGGAGUGACCCCCGCUUCAAGGAAAAGCUGCGUGAGCGUAGAAGAAAACAGAAGGUCUCCAGUGAGAAGUCUGCACUAAUAAAGCUGCCGAACUUGAAUGACGAAGAAGCUGUCCAGAAAUUCUUCUUAGAGGAAAUCCAGCUGGCAGAGGAGCUCCUUGCACAAGGUGAAUUGGACACAGCUGUAGACCACCUGACCAGUGCCGUUGCAGUAUGUGGUCAGCCUCAGCAGCUACUUCAGGUGCUUCAGCAGACGCUGCCUCCUCCAGUCUUCCAAAUAUUGCUCACCAGACUACCCAGCAUCAGCCAGCGUCUCGUCAGUGCUCAGUCUUUAACGGAAGAUGACGUCGAAUGAAUGUGUGAAUGAGUUUGAGAUGGAAAUCCACAAGGGCGGGGGGGGGGGGGGGG